Messenger RNA from Pollicipes pollicipes, 2610 nucleotides. RefSeq names its product facilitated trehalose transporter Tret1-2 homolog. Gene Ontology annotation, cellular component: membrane. Gene Ontology annotation, molecular function: transmembrane transporter activity. Bases 128 to 1612 code for a protein of 494 amino acids. The transcript is spliced from 5 exons. Gene Ontology annotation, biological process: transmembrane transport. The record is from RefSeq and is a predicted model, not a curated record. Lineage: Eukaryota; Metazoa; Arthropoda; Thecostraca; Pollicipedomorpha; Pollicipedidae.
CGCCACACCGGCUCCGACCGCGCCGGACCGUCGACGCCGACGCUGCGACCUCGACGUUUGGAUCGAGCUGAGGCCUUCGCGUGAUAUCUGACCUGACCGCCGCCGUUCUGCGGCGACCUGGCACGGUAUGGUGGCGACAUCUGCGAGCGAUGCGGGCAACCACGAUGAGCUGAAGGGUGGGCGGCUGCUGCGCCAGGUCUUGAUCGGGGUCACAGUGGCUUCGUUCAGCGGGUGCCAGGGAGCACACACGACCGUGCCGGCCGUCCUGCUGCCGCAGCUGAUGACGAACGGGUCGGACAUACCUCUCACAAUGCAGCAAGGAACCUGGUUUGCCAGCAUGCACUCCUUGUCGGCGCUGGCCGGCUCCGCGCUGGCCGGUGUUCUGGUCCACCACCUCGGUCCGCGGCGGGUGCUGCAGCUGCAGGCGCUACCCUGCAUCGCCGGCUGGCUGCUCAUGGCACUAGCCUACAACUUCCCCAUGCUGAUGGUGGCCCGGUGCUUGAUAGGCUCGUCUUGUGGUGUAGCCAUGAGCGCCGUACAGGUGUAUCUCGGAGAGUCCUCUUCACCCCACAUCCGUGGUCGGAUGGUCUGCAUCAGCGGGCUGAUGAUCUCACUGGGCUUGCUAGUCAGCUAUGUGAGCGGCUUCCUGCUGCCAUGGCGCUGGGUACCCGUCGCGCCGGUCAUCGUAUUCAUCAUGCCCAACGCCAUCGGCUUGUUCUUCGUGCCCGAGUCGCCGUACUGGCUGCUGGGGCGGAAUCGGCGCGAGCAUGCGCGACAAAGCCUGCGCGUGCUGCGCGGAGACGAUGACGUGGCGGAGCGGGAGUUGCAGUUGAUUACUGCGGCGAGCAAGGCCCGCCAGAAGCCGCUCACCAUGCGGGAGCUGGGGCGAGAGAUGCGCAAGCUGUCCGUCCUGGCGCCGUUCCUCACCAUCACCGCGCUCUUCGUUCUGCGGAUUAUGACCGGCGUGGCCACUGUGAUGACAUACGCGGUGGUCAUCUUCCAGGGGACGGGCUCGGCUCUGGGCAGCUACGAGUCGGCCAUCUUGAUCGGAUGCGUGCGCGCGUUUGAUUCCGUCUGCUGCGUGUUGUACGUCAGCGACAGGUUUGGUCGGCGCCCUCUCCUCAUGUUCUCCGGCAUUGGCUGCUCGCUUGCAGCACUUGGGAUGGCCGCAUUUAUCUUCGCUCGUGACCAGGCGCCACUUUGGCCCGGUUGGCAGCGCAUCUCAUGGCUCCCACUCCCCCUCAUCCUGAUGUUUACAGUUGCUUUCGACUACGGCUUUGCGCGCACUGGCUGGGUAGUGCACUCGGAAAUUCUUCCCAACCGGAUACGCUCGGCGCUCUCCGGCGUUACCCUCCUCAUCCACAACCUCUCCACGUUCGUGUCCGUGUUUUCGUUCCCUUACAUCCGAGAAACGCUCACACUGGCCGGCUCGUUUUGCAUCUUUGCUUUCUUCAGCUUGCUCGGUCUCCUGCUAACCAUCUUCUUCAUUCCUGAAACAAAAAACAAACGACUGGAGGCGAUCGAAGCCUUCUACGUUAAGCGUUUCGGCGGCCACCAGGCGGAGUCUUCUGAUGUAACCGAGUUUGAAGUAGUUCAACGUCAGAGCGAAUGACGUCUUUCAUCGAUCGUGCAAUGUGGAAGCUGAUUUACUUAGCAGACGUUAGGUCAUUGCAAGUUUUCGGCGCGUUGUGCCGUUUAAGACGACACAUGCGGCCCGCGUAAUCACCGAUCAGUCAGGGGAGACACAGCUCGAACUUUGCUCCUUUCCAGCUUAUCAGCAAACGGCCGCUCAGGUUGCCACAGAAACGGCUGCCUGUGAUAAUUUCUGGGUUCAGUAGGCCAAGAUAAACGUAAAACGGAAUGAUAUUUUGUUGUGACAUGUACUGUACACCUUAGAAAUAUCAGGAAGUUUUCGAUUUCACUAUUUAAUGGAAAUAAACCUAAGGUAAGCAAGAAAUGCAGCCAGUCCUUGAUCUUCUAGUUUUCAACGAAAUUAGUUCAGAUUUAUAAUGCUGGCAUUUAGAUAUCUUCGAUUACCAGAAGGUACUGGUUAAAUGACGUCAUCAAACAAACAUUGGUUACAUUGUCAAUACCCAAUGUUUUGCAGCUAUGCUUAUAAUCACGAGUAAAAUGGCAUAUAUAUAUAUAAGGUGAAAUGGUUUAUAAAAACGUCAACUACUAUCCACAGCAAGUGGCUGAGGCAACGGUUGUCAAGGCGUUUCUUACGCACCCUGUUAGGCAGUGAUCUUUAGGGGCUCUGGGCACGCACACUCCGAACAAGUUAGCGGAGGAUGACCUCACGGAAGGCGUUCGCUGCUGGGUUGACGCGCGACCAACUCCGAAAGGGGGAACAUAUGUGAAUGCGCGUUGUGUGUAGCAUGAAUAUGAUAGACGCGAGUGUGAUUUCGAAUGUGAAUGUGUAUGAAGUGUUCAAAGCUCAUCGUGUGGAGAGGAGGGCACUGUUCCCAGUGAUAUCCAUGACACCUCUGGGGAUUGGUCAGCACUUCUGGGGAUGACGACUUGAAUGCGUUGUACUAGCAGGAGCAACGGCUUUGUCCAGAUUCUACGGCGCACUGAAGAACGAAACCUGUGUUUAAUAGACAUCUUUGA